Messenger RNA from Fusarium oxysporum Fo47, 903 nucleotides. RefSeq names its product Alpha/Beta hydrolase protein. The transcript is spliced from 2 exons. The record is from RefSeq and is a predicted model, not a curated record. Bases 1 to 903 code for a protein of 300 amino acids. Lineage: Eukaryota; Fungi; Ascomycota; Sordariomycetes; Hypocreales; Nectriaceae.
AUGGCACCAGGUCGUCGAGACGUCGAGUUCCCCACUGUUGACGGACUAGCCCUUAGGGGUUGGUUCCACACCGCCAGCGGAGAUGGAAAGCACCCAUGCAUCAUUAUGGCGGACGGAUUGGCAGGUUUGAAGGAGCAGUUUUGCUCCAACUUUGCCCAGCGGUUUCAAGCCGCUAGUUAUGGAGUUUUGCUCUUUGACCACCGCAACUGGGGUGCAAGCGACGGUCUUCCGCGGAACGAGACGAACCCCAUCCAGACUGCUCGCGACUACUCAGACGCUUUUGACUACGUUGCCUCGUUGGGCGAGGUUGAUUCUUCCAAGAUUGUCUACUGGGGGACUAGCAUGUGCGGCGGUUCCGUUCUGCAUGCUGCCGCUUUCGACAAGCGUAUUCGAGCGGUGAUUUCACAAGUCCCCUUUGUAUCUGGUGAACUGCUCAGUACGCACCUGGCCCCGAUUAUUGGGUCCCUGUACAGCAGCCGACAACAGGUCAAAACUGGUAAACCUGCCCCACUGAUCAAGCUAUUUGCCGAAACUCCCCAGGAGAGUCUCCAACCUGACUCCAACGUCCUUCUACGCGAUGAGAAUCUCUGCGAUUUCAUCAAGGCUUUAGACAAGGACAAGUUGCCUUGGUCUCCGAACGUCACACCCCAGACCCUUCUUGACGUCCUUGCAUUUGAACCUCUGGCUUUUAUGCAUCGAAUUGCCCCUACACCUCUUCUCUUGGUCUGUGCAGAGAAUGAUAUGUGUGCACCAACGUUUACUCAGCUCAAGGCCCAUGCGCUAGCCUAUGAGCCGAAGAAGCUGGCCAUAUUAAAGGGCGCUGGUCAUUUCGACCCCUACCAUGGCAAGGUCUUUGAAGAAAAUGUCAAGGAACAGUUGGUCUUUCUGAAGGAGGUUAUUUAA